This is a messenger RNA of Pistacia vera, 1943 nucleotides long. RefSeq names its product probable amidase At4g34880. Lineage: Eukaryota; Viridiplantae; Streptophyta; Magnoliopsida; Sapindales; Anacardiaceae. The transcript has 5 exons. The record is from RefSeq and is a predicted model, not a curated record. The coding region runs from base 347 to 1810 and encodes 487 amino acids.
ACUUAUAACAAAAUUAACUGGAGGCUGGAGCUAAAUUGAAACAGUCACGAACUUGCACUGUAUGUUCAUAGAACAAUGCUUAAUUAUGCAGCCUGCCUGCUUCUCCAAUAUGGCAAAGAUGAAUGUGAUGAUGGUUUUACGUAAGGUUCUACCUUGGACAAAACUAACGGGGAAGUAAGUUGAAUGUUUGCAAAUAUUUGGAGGCAAAGUUAAUUUUUAAAAAAAAUGGGGUGUGUAUGGUAUUUGUCCAGUUCGGAAUCUGAAAGGGCGUUGUCGACUGUUAACUGCAAGGGUCAACCUUCCUUGCAUAAUAGUAAUGUGAUCUGGGUCACUUACCAGUGUGAAGAUGACUUUCUCAAUCAAAGAAGCAACCAUAGACGAUCUCCAACUCGCUUUCAAGCAAAACCAACUCACAUCGAGGCAAUUAGUUGAAUUCUACCUUGGAGAAAUCCGCAGACUCAACCCGAUCCUUAAUGGGGUCAUAGAGGAGAACCCAGAUGCGUUACACUUUGCCGAAGUAGCUGACCAAGAGCGACAGGCUGGAGCACCAAACUCAAAGCUGCUUUUGCAUGGAAUUCCCAUUUUGGUGAAGGACAAUAUAGCAACCAAGGAUAAGAUGAACACCACAGCCGGCUCAUUGGCGCUCCUAGGCUCUGUCGUGCCUCGCCAUGCAUUUGUGGUCACCAAGUUGAUUCAAGCUGGGGCUAUUAUUUUGGGAAAAGCUAGUAUGACCGAGUGGGCUGCUUUCAGGUCAAUUGAUGUUCCCAAUGGCUGGUGUGCUAGAACCGGCCAAGGAAAGAAUCCUUAUGUUCUGUCGGCAGAAACUAGUGGGUCAAGUAGUGGAUCAGCAAUAUCAGUAACAGCAAAUAUGGCAGCAGUGUCACUCGGGACUGAGACUUACGGCUCCAUUCUAUGCCCAUCCAGCGCUUGUUCGGUUGUAGGAAUCAAACCAACGGUUGGCCUCACCAGUCGGGAUGGCGUCAUCCCAAUCUCCCCUAGACAGGACACUGUUGGGCCUAUUUGCAGAACUGUGGCAGAUGCAGUUUAUGUCCUUGACGCCAUUGUAGGCUUUGAUCCUAAUGAUAAAGCAACUGUAGAAGCAUCUAAGUACAUCCCACAUGGUGGCUACAAACAAUUUCUUAAGCCUGAUGGACUCAAAGAAAAGAGAUUGGGGAUAUUGAGGAAUUCGUUCUUCAAUUUGGCAAACAAGUCUGAAGUCACUGAAGCUUUUGAGCACCAUAUCCAGAUUCUAAGACAGCAAGGUGCAAUUCUGGUGGACAAUCUGAAAAUAACCGAGGUUGAUGAUAUCUUGAAUGUCAUUGCAAAAUUUCAAACAUUGGCAUUGGCAGCCGAGUUCAAACCUGCCUUGAAUACAUACCUCAAGGGACUUGUGGAUUCUCCAGUACGAUCGUUGGAAGAUGUUAUAACAAUCAACAAAAAUUUCUCAAAACAGGAAAUGGUUGAUGAAUACGGCCAAUCUCUUUUUGAAUUGGCGCAGGCCACAAAUGAAACUGACCAUGAAGUGGAAGUGGCAUUGUUAAAUUUGAAGAACCUUUCAAGAGAUGGUCUCGAGAAGUUGAUUGAGAUGAACAAGCUAGAUGCAGUGGUGACUACGGGUCGGGAAAUUAUUUACGAUCUUGCAAUUGGUCAAUUCCCAGGAAUCACUGUCCCAGCUGGAUAUGAUAGUAACGGUAGGCCUUUUGGCAUUUACUUUGGUGGAUUAAAGGGCUCAGAGCCAAAGCUUAUAGAGAUUGCCUAUGGCUUUGAACAGGCCACCAAGAUUAGGAAACCUCCUUCAUUCAAGCCUUAAAGCUUUAUAAGAAGAAUGAAAAACAAAACCUAUUGCCUUAAUAAGGCAGUUAUUGUUUCUUGCUUCUGUUUCAAGUCAAUUUAGUAUAAUAAAGUCAAAUCAUUUACAUCCAAUUCUGCACUUGAAGUGAUUC